AUGUCUGCCGAGGACGCUUCAGGCGGCGACAAAGCGCCUGCGUCUGCACCUGCGCCAAAACCGGCGGCGGCGACUUUCAGUUCCUUCAUCAAUAAAAACACGACAGGCAAGAAAUUUGCACCUAAAGCCGCACGACGGAGACCUGGCGCCGCUGCUCCUGCUCCUGCUCCUGCCCCAACUCCCACGCCUUCUGCUGCGCCAGAGACACCGGCGGCGACUGCCGAAUCGCAAACUUCACAGACUCAACUCGAGACCUCGCAUGCGCCCGUCACUGAAGCUCCGAAUGUCCCACAGUUGCCCACACCAGCUGCCACCCAGGAACCCGCAGCAGAGACUGCUUCUCAACCCGCCCCGAGUACAGCCGAAUCCUCAACAGCGCUUCCACAGCCAACCCCCACCCCGCCCCCCACCCCACACCCCCCCCACCCCCCUCUCCUCAACACAACCCCCCACCCCCCCAAACCC
This is a messenger RNA of Alternaria arborescens, 465 nucleotides long. RefSeq lists its product as hypothetical. The record is from RefSeq and is a predicted model, not a curated record. The transcript has 2 exons. The annotation marks the transcript as partial. Lineage: Eukaryota; Fungi; Ascomycota; Dothideomycetes; Pleosporales; Pleosporaceae.